Messenger RNA from Chelonia mydas (Green sea turtle), 559 nucleotides. RefSeq names its product protein S100-A2. NCBI's taxonomy places the organism in Eukaryota, Metazoa, Chordata, Testudines, Cheloniidae. The transcript is spliced from 3 exons. Bases 176 to 481 code for a protein of 101 amino acids. The record is from RefSeq and is a predicted model, not a curated record. Gene Ontology annotation, molecular function: transition metal ion binding; calcium ion binding. Gene Ontology annotation, cellular component: cytoplasm.
GGGGGGAGGGUGUCUUCGAAGGGGAAUUCAGGUUCUUACAGGUCGGCUCUUCCCAGAGCUGCUGGAGAAAGCAGGCUGCAUCCUAUUGGGUAUAGAGCCGCAUUUCCCCUGCCUUCAUUCCCCUCCCUCGCUGCUUGGAUCCCCUUUCCGCUUGGCUUGAUCUGCCGGCGGCGGGAUGGCGUCCCCGCUGGAACAGGCCCUCGCGGUGCUGGUGGGCACCUUUCACAAGUAUUCCGGCAAGGAGGGGGACAGGUACAAGCUCAGCAAGGCGGAGAUGAAGGAGUUGCUCCUCACGGAGCUGCCCAGCUUUGUCGGGGACCAGGUGGACGAAAGUGACCUGAAGAAGCUGAUGGGGAAUCUGGAUGCCAACGGGGACGAGGAGCUGGAUUUCCAGGAGUACGCGGUGUUCCUGGCCCUCACCGCCGAGCUGUGCAAUGAGUUCUUCCGGGAGUGUGCCGACGAGAGGAACCGGAAGAUCUGAACCUGGAGCUGCCUGCCUGGCCGCUGUGUGUGUACGCGCGUGUUGGGGUCAGUGCACAGUAAAGAUGCUUCAGCCAGA